AAAACGGGUCAUUAUACGCUUAUCUUUAAGACUGUUCAAAAAUAUACAGAUAAGUGACAUCGCGACGUUGUCCUUUUGUACCUAUAAAUUGCUCUUUGGUUUGUCUCUUCUUAAUAAGUGACAGGGAGCACGCGUCUCUAAUGCCGUAACCUCUCAAACUCACCCUGAAUGGAACCCGUUAGGGAUCGAUGCACUGUAGAUUCCACGGGGAUUCCAGACCCCGGGAAGCUGGGAUCCGCCCCUGGUUGUCGUGCUUCCAUCGAUCUCAUCGGUCCCAGGCCAGCUCGUUCUUUCAAGGUUUUUAUCGAUAUCAUUCACUUCACAUAUUAGCGAUUGUUUUAAUAACCACUUAAGGAAACGAAGGCAAUUAUGCGGGUCAAUCAGGGUCUCUCAACCUGAAAAACCGGGGUCCGAUUUCGCAACCGCUCACCAAGCUUACAGGGAGGUCGCUUUCCGAGGAGGCGGUUAAGUUAUCAUAAUAUCUGGGACAAGUGCAUGUUAGUGGAGGUGUUGAGUUGAACUCAUAAACAAACUUUGAAUAAAAGAAAUAAAAAAGAUAAAUAUACUAUUAAAUCACUGCAUAGUAAGGUGAAGUUGUUUAUGUUGUCCGAGGCCUGCAUCCCCAUCCCUAUAGCUCACCGUAAAGGAGGUUAUUUGUGACCUCAUUAUGCUACGUCAUCAGGUGCUCCGCCCGCAGCGUUGUAACACUUUAAGAUGAUGUCGGAGCUCACGCGGACGAGAAGCCGGCCGGGCCUUUCAAAAGCAGCAGCUCUUCGAUGCAGCGCUCAGAACUCGCUGAAAGUUCUUAGGGAACGCUGUCGUCUAGAGACGCGCUUCAAAACCUAACUUAAUUGUAACAAGUAAUAGCGAACUAGCAUCAAAAAGAAUGGCUACGUUGUUGCUGUCCAUGUAUAAGGUCCUCAUCGACGGAGUGAGCGUCCAGAGCUUGAUCCACGCAGUGCUGCUGACGCUUGCUGUCAUCGAGUCUUGGUUCCUCAUUCGCAGGGUGUCGCGUCUGCCUCCGGGGCCCCGCGGUCUCCCCAUCGUGGGGAGUCUCCCUUGGCUUGCCAAGGACUCCCACCUCGUGCUGAUGAACUGGGCAAAGAAAUAUGGGAACAUCUUCACCGUGAACUUCGGAUCGCGCAAAGUGAUCGUGCUCAACGAGCUGGAGACUAUCAAAGAAGCGUUUUUGAAGAAGAGUGCCCAGUUUGCCGGACGCCCCGAUCUGCCCAGUUUGAAGGCGCUGUUAAAGCGAAAGGGUAUCUUGUCCAGCGACCACGGCCACGGCUUCUCCGCUCGGCGCCGCUUCGCGCUCCAGCUGCUAAGAGAGAUGGGCAUUGGCCAACCAAAGUUGGAGGAAAUGAUGCAGAGCGAGGUUGAGAUCCUGGUGCAGGCCAUUGGUCAACACGCUGCCGCGGGAGAACCCUUCGAAGUCACCGAGAUGGUCAAUCUCGCCGUAGCCAACGUCAUUUUCAUGAUGGUGUUCCAGAAACGGUUCGACCAGGAUGACAAGCUGUUCAAAGAGCUCCUCCGCUGCGUGAACCGCAACGCCGUGCUUGCCGCCGCGGCCGCCGCGCAGAAUUUCCUCCCAUUUCUCCAAAUACCCUGGCUUCCGGUGAACAAGGAGUUGGCGUACAACAGAGCCGUUAUCAAGAACACAAUUCAGACCUGGAUUCAGCAGUCGAAAGACACCUACGAUCCUGCCGUCACGCGUGGUUUCCUCGACGCCAUGAUGCACGAGAAGUCGCGGCACGAGGGCGAUCCGGAAUUCUCCGACGAACAAUUGACCAUCAUGGUGUUCGACUUGCUGUGUGCGGGCUACGAAACCACGGCCACCUCUCUGCGCUGGGCUCUGUUCUUCAUGCUGCACUGCCCGGAUGUUCAAAGCCGAGUGCAGGACGAACUGGACUCGCUUCUGGAAGAUGAUGUCACUGCGACCAGUUACUACCACCGGCGGCACUCCCCGUACACUCAAGCCACGCUGAUGGAGAUCAACAGGCGCAGCACAAUCGUCCCUCUUGGUCUGCCACGAGCUACCACAGAAGACGUCAGUUUUAACGGGUACACAAUCCCCAAAAAUACGAUGGUGAUUGCCAACCUGUGGUCUGUGAUGAUGAACGAAAAGUAUUGGCCGGAGCCGGAGGAGUUCAGGCCUGAGAGAUUCCUAGAUGAAAAUGGAGGCCUUUUACGGAAUAAACCAGAUGCUUUUAUUCCGUUCUCAGUGGGUAGACGUUCAUGCAUCGGGGAGGCCUUCGUAAAAACUGAGCUGUUCGUUUUCUUCUCCACCAUCCUCAGAAAUUUCACGUUUACUCCUCCCGAGGGUGAAGAGCUUCCUCCUGUUAAGGGGAAGCAAGGGCUGACCCUUACGCCUCCCCGAUACCGGCUGUGCGCCACGCCGAGAUUUUCAAAACGGGUUGUGAAUGCCUCUUUAUAAAGGUAAAUAAUUCUAUGGACUGGUAGGAAAGGUGUACUAAAGAAACGGACGUGGCCAAGUUGAAGAUGUUCAAUCAUUCAGUUGCUGACGUCAAUAUUGAGUUGCUGACGUCAUUAUUGAAUUACUGUCGUCAUUAUAAAGUUGUUGACCUUAUUGUAACCCCUACAGUGCCGGCUGCGUAUGGAGACCAAGAAAAAACCAAAGAGCUUUGUGGCAAAAAAGACAGCAUUAUCGGCUGCUGAAAUCAAUAUGUAUUGAUAAAAAGCCACUUACGUGAGAAAUAAUAUGUAUUGAUAAAAAGCCACUUAUGUGAGAAAUAACGUUUUUAUUUCCACAAGAGAAGAGUGCAAUUUGACUAAGACUACAUAUAUGAUGGUAUCACUUUUAUGAAAUGUGACGUAUUAUGUCUAAUAUGAAAAGAUGCGUCAUUAUUUGAACAUCAGUGCAUGACAUGACAUCACGAUUUGACGUCAUUCGGGCAGUUUUUAAAACCUAGAGGUAAAUAUAUAACACUAUGACGGUUUUAAAGUAUGAAAUGAUCGUCGACACACACGUAUAUCCACUAGGACCAAGAGCAAAUGUGAUAGGUGUUGUUAUGAAUUGACGUUUUGUCAUCCAGAACUGCCAAUAUUGUGAGACAUUUUGUUGUACAAUCAGUAUUCUAUGUCUGUAUAAUAUUAUAUUUGCUGUAAAAGCUGUUUACCGUUUGUGAUUAAAAAAUAAACAGUUCAGGUAGAGUCUAGGUGAUCCUGUUGCAAAAUGAGAUAAUGAAAAAGGAAAGAAGCAUAAAAGUUCUCUCCAGAUCAUUGCUAAGGUAUUAUUGUAAAAUAUUUUUGACAAAUAUUCAAUUGGCCCUUUCUCUUAAGUAUGUUGUGGCAUAAUCAAAGGGACAUGAAGUGCCAUCUGAACUUACUUUGUACUGCGUUAUAUUUAUUUGUCAAUGCAACAAAUACAUUUCUUUUCACAUUGUAUAACAGAAAAGAAAAUGUCGUACUCAUUUGUAACAUAUAGAUUAGAAAUGUAUAUAUGUACAAAAUUUGAUCUGUAAUAAUUAUUUUUUCAAGAAACAUAAAAUUGUGUUCCUUGUGUCAGUGUUGUAGUCAAAGAUUCAAAAUAAAGUUAUUCUCUUAA
Messenger RNA from Lingula anatina, 3565 nucleotides. Its product is annotated as cytochrome P450 2J4. NCBI's taxonomy places the organism in Eukaryota, Metazoa, Brachiopoda, Lingulata, Lingulida, Lingulidae. Gene Ontology annotation, molecular function: steroid hydroxylase activity; iron ion binding; heme binding. Gene Ontology annotation, biological process: xenobiotic metabolic process. The record is from RefSeq and is a predicted model, not a curated record. Gene Ontology annotation, cellular component: intracellular membrane-bounded organelle; cytoplasm.